Lecanosticta acicola is the source of this 3204-nucleotide messenger RNA. NCBI's taxonomy places the organism in Eukaryota, Fungi, Ascomycota, Dothideomycetes, Mycosphaerellales, Mycosphaerellaceae. The record is from the annotation of a GenBank genome assembly.
AUGUCGUCUUACGAAGCGCUCUCCGCCGAAAUCGACCGCAUAACCUCUUCUCCUUACCCAAGCCAACUCCGAACUCUCCACUCCAUAAUCCUCCAAAGCUCCGACGCGGACGUUUCCCAAUGGGCUUCUUCCAAACCGUGCCUGAUUGAACCUUUGGUAGGCUGUCUACUGGAGACACUACAGCAAUGGAGCUAUGUUCUCGAUGUUAUCGCUCGGUUUGCAGUGGUAGGGUCCGUAAGAGAUGUGAUUCUCAGAGGGGAAGCGAGUCUGUUGCAUACGUGCGUUGUGAAGAGUAUUGGAGAUAAUGAGAAAGAGGGAGGAAGAUAUAGGAGAGCCAGCAUAGCGCUUUUGAGUACGCCGUUACCGGAUACUGUGGCUUUGCCUGCAGAAGCACAGCAAUUAUUUGUACAGUUGGUUGAAGAAGCGGCUAAGAGACCUUGCGCGGGGACGAUUGAGCCGGUUUACAUGCUUCUGUCUGGAACUGGGAGUCUACUGCUUGGAGUUCUGUCGAGCGAGAUUCUGAUCAAGUUUGAGGAGCACAUGCUGAGUAUCUUGAAAAGUGGAGCUGGAGCACCGGAUCGGUGUUUAAGCCUGUACUGCCUUAGCAUCAUGAACGUUGUCUGUUCAUCUCUGGAUCCGGAGUUCAGACUUACUGCGAGUUCGUACACCUCGCAAGAGUUCCUGACCAGCACUCCUACUUCUUCAAGGUGGAAAGCGGAGGCCAUGCAGCAAUUCUUUACUGGCUCCAAAGCGCAGAGGAGUAUGCAGCUCAUUGUACUUACGGCGCUCUGGGCCGCCGGUAAGAGCUGCACAGAGACCUCAAGCGAGAAGACUAAAGCACUGGUACUCGCCAACGAGGUCAUCCUGGCUAUUCCUAUGGAUUUGAGAAAGAAUUGGUGUUCGGCGAAUACGAUCACGGUACGAAAGCUGCAGGAGAAGCUUUGUGCAGAAGGACAAGAUGAGACGGUCAAGACACUGGCAUUGCGAUUUCUUGGAAAACUGUGCGAGUUGGACUCGAUGCCACAUCCUGUCUUGGAAAGCCUGGAGAUGACCUUCUUGGAGCCGAAGAAUGUGCAGAUCGCUCAUAUGCUCUGUCCAAGAGUGGAUGAUAGUGAGCUCUUUUCUAGCGUUCUGGCGAGGGCACCAAUCAGUUUGCUGCUUCAAAAUGCAGUAGAUUAUGCUAUUCGCGCUGAGUCAACAGAGCUUGCGUCCGGGCUUGCCGCCGUUACGAGAGGUAUAAGAGACUCGCUGGCUAUCAUCGAGGAGCAGAAGAUUACGGGUCAUGAAAUUCGAGCUACUCUGAAUGAAGCUGUCUUCGUGCAGAGUCUACAGAAGCUUCGAGAUAUGGUACAGGAGCCGCAAUCACGGCACGGAAACAAUCAGCUGUCUGGUUGGUGCAUGAAGGCGCUGCAUCACAUGCGGUCAAACUUGGCUCAUCAGAUCUCUGAUCUGCUUCUCAGGGCUUGUCAUAGCUCCUCGAUGAGUUCCAGCUCGAUGUCACUUUUGCUAAGUCUACACGCUUCUUCUGCCCGAGGUGAUCUCGACUGCACACAUGAUCGGCCAGUCGGACGGGAUCAUCUUGACAUCGAAGACCAGGAUGAGAGUAUGACAGAUGUUGGGGACUGGAGGGAAGCUUUACACAUGCACUUCAAAGCCCGAGCGCAAGUGGAGCAGGACGCCGUUACGCGUUUAUUUGCCAAGGCAUGCGCAAGUCUUGAAUCACGAUGCGAGAAUGUCGAGAAGCCCCUGCGUGAAGAACAGGAGAAGCGUCAAGCUGUGGAAGAGCACAAUGCUGAUCUUACCCGUGCUUUCGCUGAGAUGGAAGCGCGCAAUGUUGAUAUGACUAUACAAAUUCGCGAUCUUGAAGAACAGAAGGAUCAGCAUGUUCAAGACGCACAAGAGCGUCGCAAUGAGAACGACGAGCUUGUUGAGCGAGUUUCGAGACUUGAGCAGAAGUUGCGAGAAGCACAUGUGGAAGGAGAGCGGCAACUCUCGGAAUUAAACAGGGCUAAGCAAAUGACCGAGUUGGACACUGUGAGUGCUAUUGCCAAGAAGCAAGAAGAGAUCGAUGACCUUCAGGAUCAACUUGGGAAAUCCAACCGGGAAGCUGCUGUUCAAGGACAAGAAAUGUCCGCUUUGAAGAGCGAUCUCCAUAAUGCUCAAUCGCAAUGCGAGCGCUUGGAGGAGAGUCUUAAGACUGCCAAGACCCGCAUCACGGAACUGAACUCGACCAUAAAUAGCCUCGAAAAUCACAACCGAGAGCUACGAAGCACGACGUCCAACCUCCGAAGCGAGCUUGACACCGUGAACUCCAACCUUGCGGCCAAAUCUGAGGAAGCUUUCGGACUCCAUCGACAACUCCAAUCAGCACAGUCUGAGCACGAAGGCAAUCGUCUCGCAUGCGACCGCGAGACAAUCGAAAUUAGACACAGCUUUGAGGAAAGAAUCGAAGAAGCAAACGAAUUGGCUCGCCGACUUCAAUCGUCCAAAGCCUCUCUAGAAUCUCAAAUCGAAACCUUGAUCCAAGAACAUCACGAAACCUGCACCCGCCUGAACAACGACAUCUCCUCGCGCGGGAACAAGAUUUCCGAUCUCAGAAAACGCACCGAACGCCUACAGCUUAAAUGCAAAGAGAAAGACCAACAAAUUGCUGAAGCAGAAGUGAUGAGAAGCAAUCUCAUGGCUGCCAUGGGGUUGCCCAAAUCUCACAAACUGCCGCACCGCUCUAGUGCUCAGACACAGGACGACCCGACGCCGCCGACCCCUACUUCUAGAGACGAGAAUUGUGAGACUCAAGAGUACGACGCUUCCCUGAUCUCUAAUAUCGCGGAAGACCAAACACAGGAGGAGGAUGAGGGUCAAGAAGGAAGAGACGGCCCUACUCCCAAGCGACCACGUUCGCGCUGCUCCAUCGUUCCCGCGGUCACUCGCAAUGCGCGCGCAAGCACAGGUCGUAAUCUGGGUACUGCAUCUACUCACGCAACGCAAGCUUCGAGACGACAGACUUUGGGAGUUGUGAGCGGGAAUCGCGGUGUGUCGAAGCCUGCGGCUUUCAAGACUCCGAUGAGGAAGAAGGAGGAGAUUCCUGCAGAAGGUGAUGGGGAUGAGUCUACGUUCGAGGGUAGUGAGUUGUUCACGGGUACGCAGGGGGCUAGGAUGUUGGAUUUGCAGGCUGCGUAUGAUGGAGAGACGAUGAUGGAGUAG